This is a messenger RNA of Erinaceus europaeus (western European hedgehog), 2647 nucleotides long. It is a transcript of the gene SPEF1, whose product is annotated as sperm flagellar 1. Gene Ontology annotation, molecular function: microtubule binding. The transcript has 7 exons. Lineage: Eukaryota; Metazoa; Chordata; Mammalia; Eulipotyphla; Erinaceidae. The record is from RefSeq and is a predicted model, not a curated record. Gene Ontology annotation, cellular component: axoneme. The coding region runs from base 1227 to 1805 and encodes 192 amino acids. Gene Ontology annotation, biological process: regulation of cytoskeleton organization.
UGCAGUCCUGCUUCACCACUCGUAAAGUUUUCCCCCUGCAGGUGGGGAUAGGGGGUUCGAACCUAGGUCCUUACACAUUGUAACGUGUGCUCAACUAGGUGCACCACUACCCAGCCCCCUCUAAAAUCAAUUUCUAAUCCAUGGAUGAAUAGCUCUUUGGUGGUGGUGGGGGAUGAGGGAUGUAGAAGUGUCUACCGGAGGUCGUGCGAAGCCCCUAUGCCUAUAGCCAACACCCACUCUCCUAGUCCCCAUACAAAUACAAGUCUAUCAAUAUCCUUUUAUUAUUAUUAUUUCUUUAUUGGAGGGUUAAUGAUUUACAGUCAAGGGUAAAAUAGUUUGUACAUGCAUAACAUUUCCACAUAACAAUACAACCCCCACUAGGCCCUCCUCUGCCAUCAUGUUCCAGGACCUGAAUACUACCCCCACCCCAGUCUUUUACUUUGGUGUAGCAAUAUCCUUUUCAUGCUCAGUCUUAUUACCCUACUGUAAUAAAUCUGUAAGAACCACUCCAAUUUCACAGAGGAAAAAGAGUUGAAGAGUCAAUGACCAGUUUAUGACACUGACUUUGAGCUCUAGUGUUCUCCUAGAAGUAUGGGUAAUUUGUUAAAUGUGGACUAGGACCCCACUAGGUGGGUGGAGCAGCGAUGAUAGGCCUAUGAACACAAAACUUUGAGGAGGGACCAACCGAGGAGGCACCGUCACUUAGUCUAUCACAUGUUCAGAUGGGAAGGAGCGGAUUAUAAAAAUGGGCUUCCAGACUAAGUUGAUAACAUUGAGAUAACUGCCUUCACUUGGGGCUGUUCACUAAAAGGCCCAGAAGGUGGGUCACAGCUCUGGGGGUGCUUGAACAGGGAUUCUGUGGAGCUGCUUGACUUUGGCAGUGCCCAGAGUGGGCCAGUGGCUGGUAAGUCCCUGGUGUAGGCACAAAAUAGCUUUCUCUUGGCAAAUGGGAAAGACAAGGCCACUUAAUUGUUUUUUAAAGUUGAGUCCCGUGACGAGGUCGUGGGAAAAGAAACUACAACACCCAGAAGCCCGUGCGCGCGCUCUCUUGAGGCGCUUGAUAGUUACCAUGGUUUCAGAAAACAAUAUGGCUGUUCACUUCUAGGCGGUAACUUCCUGGGCUAGAGAGGCUAAAAGCGGGUUUGCGUGCGGUUGAGAGGAACGGCUGAGGAGUCGUGAGUUUGGGGUAGGCGCUGCACGGCUGGAACCGCCCGCGGAGUUCGCUGAUGGAGGACAGUGUGGACGAGGAGGCGCUGCACCAGCUGUACCUGUGGGUAGAUAACAUCCCUCUCUCCCGGCCCAAGCGGAAUCUCUCCCGGGAUUUCAGUGACGGAGUCCUAGUUGCAGAGGUCAUCAAGUUUUACUUUCCCAAGAUGGUAGAGAUGCACAAUUAUGUCCCUGCCAACUCUCUUCACCAGAAGCUCAGCAACUGGAGUCACCUGAACAGAAAGGUGCUGAACAAGUUGAAUUUCUCAGUCCCAGAGGAUGUGAUGCGCAGAAUUGCACAGUGUGUCCCGGGAGUGGUGGAGCUGGUGCUUAUUCCACUGCGGCAGCGCCUGGAGGAGCGGCAGAAGCGCAAGAAGCAGGGCACCGGCUCCUUACAGGACUUGGCUCCCCAGGAUGGCACUGGCUACAUGGAUGUUUGUCCCAGAAGGCUCCAGGGGAAGGUGCCCCAGACCCCAAAGGAGGGGGGCAGCUCAGAGGAGGCCGGCCACAGGCUCCCCGCCCUCCAGGGUACAGUCAGGCUCUUCAGGGAGACCCAAGUUUCGUCCUCCAGAUCGCUGAAAAGGAGCAGGAGCUGCUAGCUUCACAGGAGACUGUACAGGUGUUGCAGAUGAAGGUGAGGCGCCUGGAGCACCUGCUCCAGCUCAAGAACGUGCGCAUUGAUGACCUCUCCAGACGGCUGCAGCAGGCAGAGCGUAAGCAGCGGUGAUAGGCGGCCAGCAGCCAAGCAGGAAGCCCCAGUACCUCCUGCAUUUGUCACUGGGCCAAGCAUAGCCACACCUGACAGACAAAUGGAUAGGCAGAGCCAGCAACUCCAGUGAACUUCUAGGGGCACAAUCACCCCCUCUUCCCUUGAGUGAGGGUGAGCUUGUGGGAGGGGACCUGUCGGAUAGGAGCCCUCUGAGUGGAGCCCCCUCCUCCUUCCCCUCCAGCCAGGUCAGGAGAACAGAUUACUUUCCAGAAAGUAAUCCCAUAAGCCAUGCUCAGAGACCUGGCAUCCCCCGCCCACACACACAAGUUAGGCUAGAUUAUAGGGGCUCUGGCGUGGUGGUCCCUACUCUUGUGCCUUGGGAGGGGAUCCCCUGAAUUGGUACAUGUUGCUACUACUGGGUCCCUGACCAACUCUGAGGACAGUGGUCUCUCCAUCUGGGCUAGUUCUCCAAGCCUUGGGUCAUGGGAGAAACUGCCCCAGGCAGCUGAAGGGUUCCCGUGCCCCUCCUGGGGCUUACCUGGAACCCAGCUCAAGACUGGAGAGUGUAACAGCACAGAGAAAGGGGUGAGGAGUCAGCUUAGCCAGGCCCAGGAGAGACAUCUGACUGCAGAUGUCUGUUCCAGUCACCCUCUGCUCUUGUAGGUACCAUAUCAUUGUGAAUAUCUGGGAGAUAUGAGACAGGGCUGCCCCCCAUUAAAGUUGCGCUCCCUA